This is a messenger RNA of Astrephomene gubernaculifera, 1588 nucleotides long. Lineage: Eukaryota; Viridiplantae; Chlorophyta; Chlorophyceae; Chlamydomonadales; Astrephomenaceae. The record is from the annotation of a GenBank genome assembly.
GUCCCAGGGGCCGCACCUGCUGGCGCCCACCGGCUCCGAUCUGGACUGCAAUGGCCGCCUGGGGGCCGUGCUGGCGGGCUACCACUACGACCUGAACCUCCUCACGGUGCACGGCCGCAGCCGCUUCCCCGGCCUCUUCGUGUGGCUGCGCGACGGGCGCCGAGUGGCCGUACGCAUCCCCGCCGGCUGCCUGCUCAUGCAGGCGGGCAAGCAGCUGGAGUGGCUGACGGGCGGACACAUCAUGGCGGGCAUGCAUGAGGUUGUGGUGACUGAGGCGACGCUGGCCGCUGUGGAGGCCGCCCGCGCCGCCGGCCGCAGCACCUGGCGCAUCUCCUCCACCGUCUUCACGCACUGUGCCUCGGACGUCACGCUGCAGCCGCUGGGGCCCUAUGCGGCGCGGGAGGGCGCCCGGGAGGCGUACCCACCCGUGAAGGCGGGGGAGCAGGUGCAACGCGAGCUCGAGGCCAUCUGCCUGCGCAAGGCCACGGCGAGCUGCAACGCCUCCGCCGCCGCUGCCCCCGCCGCGGCUAGCAAGCUUGAGUCCAGCAGCGGCCUGGGGGCCAGCAACGUCACCAGCAGCAUCAACAGCGGCAACAACAGCAGCAGCGCUACAGGGGUGGCGAUUGGGUCCAGGUAGAUACAGUUGGAUGGCAGGAUGGAUGCGUGAUGGUGGGGGUGGAUGUUUACCUUUCCGUAGGUUGCACGGCUGCAGACAGGCGGGCAUUACCAAUCUUCUGGGGCUGAGUCUGCAAAGCAGGUGUGUCGGCGUUACUCGGUAACUGAGGCGCUGGGGUGUGGCCUUGCUGCGUGUUUGUCGCGCUACUGUACACACACGUCCGGUCAAAAGAGCAACAUGGAGUAGAGGUUCGCAUGCUGGGCCUUGCAGGUUGCCCUCCACCAUUACUGUGCUGCAUGCAUGUCUGGGUGCGCAGUACAGCGAGGGAAGAGCUGUUUGCAAGUGGUACUCGGUCCGCUUGUUCAGUACUUGCCACCCAACUGUACACUGUACCAUUGAGGAGGAAAUGGACAUGUCCUUACGUGAGAAUCAUAUCCGUGACUCGUGAAUUGUCAACACUGUAUUUGGAGGAAUGGAAUGUGUAUAACAUCUGCAUGAUGCUGCAGCCAUGUCGACCUGAAGUCCUUCUAUGCCCUCAUCUGAUCUAAGUUCCAUAGACAGCGAUGAACUUCACAUGUGUGGCAACACUCGGAGUCUGAGCGUACAGUCGACACUCUUGGGUCCUAUGGCUCAGGACCCGUGCCCUACUGCACACGGCAAUGCAUGCAUGCGAACAACCGCCCUUCCCAUUGGCAUUCGCAGCAAACGGUAUCAACGUAUCAACCAAAGCCAUCGGUGCAGGCCCAAUGCUUUUCAUGACAGUCUCCGCUGCAUAUCCAAGCCCAACUGGCCCUGCAGUGCUAAGUGUCAGGCUGCCUGCCAAGUCAUCCGUCUUAGAAAGUCCUCUAUGUGACAAAGGUGAAUACUUUGCCUACCCCUGCUUCAAUCCUAUGUGCGGUUGAAGCCACAGGACAUCCACCAUUUCCCACCGCGUCGCUAGGCCCUCUCGCAGGCGCCUUGAACCUUGGGGUC